AUGCUGCAGAUGCUCAGCAGCCAAGCACCUUUUUUGGUCGAUACGAACGUCCAUGCCGCCAUCCGAGCGAUUCAAGGCACCACCGAGGAGCAGGCUGAUGUCGAGGCAAUCCUGACAACAUUGCAGCUGAACAAGACGGACGAGGUACGCGAUAUGUUGGAGUACUUUAUGGUAGAUCGAUAUGAUGUUGGUGAUGCGGUUGCGCUUAUUAGACCACAGGAAGCGGUACAAGCACUCAUCGCAUUCUUAGAGGACCUCAAAAACCAGGAGAAGCAGAAACUUCAGGAAAGUGCUGAAGCGGGUGAUCAAGGUCAAAGCAAUAACACAUCUAACUCCAGGGGAGCAACCACAGAGAAAAAGAAAGCCGAAGAACGACUUGUGGCAGAGGUAAAUUAUUGGAAAAGACUAGCAGAAUGCAUCCCUGUGGAACACUUGCAGAUAUGGGACGCACUAGAGAAGGGCCUUGAAGAAUAUCUUUCUCAACUUCGGCAACGCAAGUCACUUAUAGAAAGCACGGACACGCUUCGUGUACAGAACCAGGAGCUUAGAGAACUUCUGCAGGAGUACACGCGAAGUCAGAUAAACCAUGAAUUGCGUGCACCUCCUCAAUUGAUAAUGCAAAAUACGCACGUAUGA
Messenger RNA from Phytomonas sp. Hart1, 636 nucleotides. The record is from the annotation of a GenBank genome assembly. NCBI's taxonomy places the organism in Eukaryota, Euglenozoa, Kinetoplastea, Trypanosomatida, Trypanosomatidae.